AGCCAUAGCAUCUCCAUAUUUUCAUAAUCAUUUGUCUCAACCUCCAAACAAAGCCUAAUUAAGAUUGGAAUAUCACAUAAUUUUUAAUGAAUUCAAUGGAGCUAAUUCCCAUGAAAGACAAGUCACUUCUCCCACCUACCUUUCUACCCUCCACUUGUAUAAAUCUCCAUGAAAAUUCUCAUCUUUUCACAACCUCAACCCCAUCUACUCACUGAAAAAACAUAUUAUAAUACAAUUGAAAUCAUGGUUGCAGGUACAGUCAGUCAUGAAAUCCAAUCUCCGAUUUCACCGUCAAGAUUCUGGAAUGCGAUUGUGAAGGACUCCCACAACCUCAUGCCCAAACUUAUGCCCGAAAUCAUAACAAGCAUUGUUAUCCUUGAAGGUGAUGGUGGGGUCGGAACUAUCAGACAAUCCAACUUCACCGAUGCUAUCAAGGACUUCAGUUAUUGGAAGGACCGCAUAGAUGAGAUCGACAAUGAUAAGCACUUAUUCAAGUACUCAGUGAUCGAGGGUGGCUUGCUUGGUAAGAAAGUGAAGUCGACUACAUUUACUCUAGAAUUCAAAGGUGGCAUUGAGGGUGGGAGCAUAUGCAAGUUCCAUGGGGAGUUUGAGACAGUUGAAGGAAGCGUGCCUAAAGAAGAUGAAACAAAGGAGAUGAUGGGAAACAUGGUGGGAAUGUUUAAGGCUGUGGAAGGAUAUCUUGUUGCAAAUCCAAAUGCAUACGUUUAGGUUUGAGUUUUUAUGUUAGGGAGGUUGUAAAGACUUUCAUGAAUAAGUUUCAUUUACUUGGAAUGUGUUUGCUUGGGAAUAGGAGGCUCCCAGUUUCUUUUUCAUCUGUACUUCGUGUCUUUCU
This is a messenger RNA of Magnolia sinica, 853 nucleotides long. RefSeq names its product pathogenesis-related protein 1-like. Gene Ontology annotation, cellular component: nucleus; cytoplasm. The transcript has 2 exons. The coding region runs from base 169 to 729 and encodes 186 amino acids. Lineage: Eukaryota; Viridiplantae; Streptophyta; Magnoliopsida; Magnoliales; Magnoliaceae. Gene Ontology annotation, molecular function: abscisic acid binding; protein phosphatase inhibitor activity; signaling receptor activity. The record is from RefSeq and is a predicted model, not a curated record. Gene Ontology annotation, biological process: abscisic acid-activated signaling pathway; defense response.